UCCCGAGGGAAGCUCGCUGGUCUGGGUGCCGCUCUGGCCAACUCCUGACACCCCGGCACCCAAAGGAGCGGGUCGUGAAGCGACGCGGCUGAUCCGGCCCAACCAUGGACCGGAAGGUGGCCCGAGAAUUCCGGCACAAGGUGGAUUUCCUGAUUGAAAAUGAUGCAGAGAAGGACUACCUCUAUGAUGUGCUGCGGAUGUACCACCAAACCAUGGAUGUGGCAGUGCUUGUGGGGGACCUGAAGCUGGUCAUCAAUGAGCCCAGCCGCCUGCCGUUGUUUGAUGCCAUCCGGCCCCUGAUCCCGCUGAAGCACCAGGUGGAAUAUGACCAGCUGACACCGCGGCGCUCCAGGAAGCUGAAGGAAGUACGUCUGGACCGUCUGCACCCCGAAGGCCUCGGCCUCAGCGUGCGUGGUGGCCUGGAGUUCGGCUGUGGGCUCUUCAUCUCCCACCUCAUCAAAGGUGGCCAGGCAGACAGUGUCGGGCUCCAGGUAGGGGAUGAGAUCGUCCGGAUCAAUGGAUAUUCCAUUUCCUCCUGCACCCAUGAGGAGGUCAUCAACCUCAUCCGGACCAAGAAGACUGUGGCCAUCAAAGUGAGACACAUCGGCCUGAUCCCUGUGAAGAGCUCUCCAGACGAGCCCCUCAAAUGGCAGUAUGUGGAUCAGUUUGUGUCGGAAUCAGGGGGCGGGCUGGGCAGCCUGGGAUCCCCCGGGAAUCGGGCCUGCAAGGAGAAGAAGGUCUUCAUCAGCUUGGUGGGCUCCCGGGGCCUUGGCUGCAGCAUUUCCAGCGGCCCCAUCCAGAAACCCGGCAUCUUCAUCAGCCAAGUGAAGCCUGGCUCGCUGUCUGCGGAGGUGGGGCUGGAGACAGGGGACCAGAUUGUAGAAGUCAAUGGCAUUGAUUUCUCCAACCUGGACCACAAGGAGGCUGUGAAUGUACUGAAGAGUAGCCGCAGCCUGACCAUCUCCAUUGUAGCUGGAGCUGGCCGGGAGUUGUUCAUGACAGAUCGGGAGCGGCUGGCAGAGGUACGGCAGCGUGAGCUACAGAGACAGGAGCUGCUGAUGCAGAAGCGGCUGGCCAUGGAGUCCAACAAAAUCCUCCAGGAGCAGCAGGAGAUGGAGCGGCAAAGGAGAAAGGAAAUUGCCCAGAAGGCAGCGGAGGAAAACGAGAGGUACCGGAAGGAGAUGGAACAGAUUGUAGAAGAAGAAGAGAAGUUUAAGAAGCAGUGGGAAGAAGACUGGGGCUCAAAGGAGCAGCUCCUCAUGCCUAAAACCAUCACCGCUGAUGUGCAUCCAGUUCCCCUUCGCAAACCAAAAUAUGAUCAGGGAGCAGAGCCUGAGCUCGAGCCUGCAGACAACCUGGACGGAGGCACAGAGGAGCAGGGAAAGCAGCCUUUGGGUGGUUUUACCGUUACGAUGGCAAAUUCCCAACCAUCCGAAAGCUUGCAGGAGUUGAGAAAGAAUAAGAAGGAGCUGGAGUUUGAGCAAAAGCUUUACAAAGAAAAAGAGGAAAUGCUGGAGAAGGAAAAGCAGCUAAAGAUCAACCGGUUGGCCCAGGAGGUAUCUGAGACAGAGCGGGAAGACCUUGAGGAAUCGGAAAAGACUCAAUACUGGGUGGAAAGGCUCUGUCAGACACGCCUUGAGCAGAUUUCCUCUGCUGAUAAUGAGAUUCCAGAGAUGACCACAGGGCCCCCGCCUCCCCCACCUUCUGUGUCGCCUCUGGCCCCACCCUUGAGACGCUUUGCAGGUGGCCUGCACCUCCACACCACUGACCUGGACGAUAUCCCCUUGGACAUGUUUUACUAUCCCCCCAAGACUUCCUCAGCCUUGCCUGUGAUGCCCCACCCUCCACCCUCCAACCCCCCUCCCAAGGUCCCAGCGCUCCCUGUGCUUCCAUCCUCCUGCCAUGUGAGCGCCUCAUCCUCACCCUGGGUGCAGCGCACUCCACCCCCCAUCCCUAUCCCACCCCCUCCGUCCAUUCCCACCCAAGACCUCACUCCUACCCGCCCACUGCCCUUGGCGCUGGAAGAGGCACUGGGCAAUCACCCGUUCUGUGCUGGGGACGCAGGCAGUGGAUCAGAGGACUGGCAGGCCAAGAAGCACAGUGGGAAGCCCAGCAGCUCCCCUGCCCCUGAGCGGAGCUUCCCACCUGCCACAAAGACGUUUUGCCCAAGUCCACAGCCCCCACGGGGCCCUGGCGUGUCCACCAUCUCCAAGCCUGUCAUGGUCCACCAGGAGUCCAACUUCAUCUACAGGCCAGCUGUGAAGUCCGAGGUCUUGCCACAAGAGAUGUUGAAGAGGAUGGUGGUUUAUCAAACAGCAUUCCGACAAGAUUUCCGGAAAUAUGAGGAAGGCUUUGACCCCUAUUCCAUGUUCACCCCAGAGCAGAUCAUAGGGAAGGAUGUCCGGCUCCUGCGCAUCAAGAAGGAGGGAGCCUUAGACCUGGCCCUGGAAGGUGGUGUGGACUCCCCGGUCGGGAAAGUGGUUGUCUCAGCUGUGUACGAGGGGGGAGCAGCUGAGCGGCAUGGUGGCAUUGUGAAGGGGGAUGAGAUCAUGGCGAUCAAUGGCAAGAUCGUGACGGACUACACCCUGGCUGAGGCGGAGGCUGCCCUGCAGAAGGCCUGGAACCAAGGCGGGGACUGGAUCGACCUCGUGGUGGCUGUCUGCCCCCCCAAGGAGUACGAUGACGAGCUCUCUUCUUCCAACUCUGCAGCUGAAAGCCCCCAGCUGGUCCGAAAGCUCCUUGAAGCCGGUGCUCCCGUGUACAGACACGGGUUUCUCCUGCAGCUGGAGCCCACGGACUUUCUUCUAAAGUCUGGGGAGAGAAAACAAUUUCACCCCUAGAAAAUGUGAGCCCUGGCCCUACCCCUUCAAAACAAAGCUGCCGUCAGUCUUGCAAGUCUGCCAGCAAGUGUCCCUGAAACCUGGCACAGCACCCACGAAUUGCCAGCCCUGUGGCCCAGAAUGAUGGCUGGACAAGGAGCAUUUCCGGCAGCUCUGCUGAAGGCCAGCACAGAAGGGAGGGAGCACCCUGUCCUUCUGGCCCAUGACUCUGGCCUCUCCCCGCUCUGGGGACUCCUCCCUUGAGCCUCAUCUAGGACCCCAGUCUCUCUUUUCUCUCCACCAUCAUCCCUCUAACCUGUCUCCUGCUGUAACUGCUGCUGCAAACUACUCCCAGCUCACUGAUAAAAUAAACAGGUUUCUUUUCCAGCCUGUGAGAGUGAAUUCAAGGCUGUCC
Molecule: messenger RNA, 3234 nt
Organism: Octodon degus (degu)
Lineage: Eukaryota; Metazoa; Chordata; Mammalia; Rodentia; Octodontidae
Gene: Ush1c
Product: USH1 protein network component harmonin
Exons: 28
Coding region: 105-2840 (911 amino acids)
Biological process (GO): retinal cone cell development; inner ear receptor cell stereocilium organization; inner ear auditory receptor cell differentiation
Cellular component (GO): cilium; stereocilium tip; stereocilia ankle link complex
Molecular function (GO): protein binding
Source: RefSeq, a predicted model, not a curated record